This is a messenger RNA of Nyctereutes procyonoides (raccoon dog), 2470 nucleotides long. RefSeq names its product IST1 factor associated with ESCRT-III (gene IST1). Bases 172 to 1272 code for a protein of 366 amino acids. NCBI's taxonomy places the organism in Eukaryota, Metazoa, Chordata, Mammalia, Carnivora, Canidae. Gene Ontology annotation, biological process: protein transport. The transcript is spliced from 10 exons. The record is from RefSeq and is a predicted model, not a curated record.
GAGACCCUGUGAGGAGCCCGAGGCCCUCUCCUCGUCUCGCUCCUGUCCGUAUCCUCCGCUCUCUCUUCCGGGGUGCUGGAGCUCAGGGCUUCAAACUCAGCCGCGUAAACUUUCGCCGGGAUCGGGAUCCACAGAGGGUCCGUUUACCAUUAGGCGGAGUAACAACACAGCAUGCUGGGCUCUGGAUUUAAAGCUGAGCGUUUACGGGUCAAUUUGAGAUUAGUCAUAAACCGUCUUAAGCUAUUGGAGAAAAAAAAAACGGAACUGGCCCAGAAAGCAAGGAAAGAGAUUGCUGACUAUCUGGCUGCUGGGAAAGAUGAACGAGCUCGGAUCCGAGUGGAGCACAUUAUCCGAGAAGAUUACCUUGUGGAGGCCAUGGAGAUCCUGGAGCUAUAUUGUGAUUUGCUGCUGGCUCGGUUUGGCCUCAUCCAGUCUAUGAAGGAACUAGAUUCUGGUCUGGCUGAAUCCGUGUCUACACUGAUCUGGGCUGCUCCUCGACUCCAGUCAGAAGUGGCUGAGUUGAAAAUAGUUGCUGAUCAGCUCUGUGCCAAAUAUAGCAAAGAAUAUGGCAAGUUAUGUAGGACCAACCAGAUUGGAACUGUGAAUGACAGGCUCAUGCAUAAAUUGAGUGUGGAAGCCCCACCCAAAAUCCUGGUGGAGAGAUACCUGAUUGAAAUUGCCAAGAACUACAAUGUGCCCUAUGAGCCUGACUCUGUGGUCAUGGCAGAAGCUCCUCCUGGGGUAGAGACAGAUCUUAUUGAUGUUGGAUUCACAGAUGAUGUGAAGAAAGGGGGCUCUGGAAGAGGAGGAGGGGGUGGUUUCACAGCACCAGUUGGUGGACCUGAUGGAACAGUGCCAGUGCCUAUGCCCAUGCCUAUGCCCAUGCCCUCUCCAAGCACUCCUUUUUCCUACCCACUUCCAAAGGGACCAUCGGAUUUCAACGGAUUGCCAAUGGGGACUUACCAGGCUUUUCCCAAUAUUCAUCCACCUCAGAUACCAGCAACUCCCCCAUCGUAUGAAUCUGUUGAUGACAUUAAUGCUGAUAUGAAUGUCUCUUCUGCACAGAUUGUUGGUCCUGGACCCAAGCCAGAAGCUUCUGCAAAGCCCCCUUCCCGACCUGUGGAUACCUAUGACAACUUUGUGCUACCGGAGUUGCCAUCUGUGCCAGACACACUACCGACUGCAUCUGCUGGUGCCAACACCUCAGCAUCUGAGGACAUUGACUUUGAUGAUCUUUCCCGGAGAUUUGAAGAAUUGAAAAAGAAAACCUAGGUCUUAUACUAGGCAACCUCCAGGCUCUGGGAUUUGAGACUGAGUUAUUUCUCCUUGUAACAAAGAAUCUCCAUGAAAUUCUUUUUCAUCUCUUUACCAUCACUGAGCACGCUCUUCCUCUGGGCUCUCUUCCUGCUCUAAAUUCUGCUGCUUUCCAGUUCUUUCUUGCUCCUAAGAGACUAAUGAUUAGAGACUAUGAGGCCAGAGCAGCUGACUCCUGGCAGCUGGGCUUGUGUCCAUCUCCUUUGAGUAUGAGCCCAGGUUUUCUCAUCACCUGUCCUGUCUCCCCACAGGGAGUGAGUGGGAAGGUGAAAGCAUUAUGAGGAGAGCUGCCAAAGAUGGCUGGACAUGGAGAAGAAUACUUCAUGAAGUCUCUCAGCCCUGUGCUGAAGUUCUAGACUUAGAAACAAACCCCUCGAUACAGAGGGAUUUGUGGUGAGCAAAAAUCAAAGCAAAGGUGUGCUGUGAAUGGGAGAGACUGACUCUGGAAGCCACUGUAACAGUUCUUGGAACCUGGGUCCUCUCACUGGCAUAUACACUACUCCUUGCUGCAGGGCACUGUUCUACUUGGACUACCUGGAUCCAGUCGUGACGUUUUUAUGGAAAGUUGAAGGCUUCUCUUAGUUCUACUGGAUUCUCAGGGAGCCCUCUGUGGCCUUUUGCUUUGAGUGCUGUGUUUCCCUUUUACCAGAGGGCAGCACUGCAUAAAUUCCUGUUUUUCCCCAUAGCAUGUUCUGUUGGAUUGCAUUUACUGGCAAACAAAGGACAGAUCACAUACUGGGCAGAAGUCACCAUUCAAGGCUAAGGUGGGCUUCCAGUUGCCUUAAUAGAAGUACUCAAGUCUCUUGGGUAGUGAGCUGGAAUGCCCACAGAAGAGGGGUUCCUGUUUUCAUUUGAAAACUUUAUGAUUAAGAGAACCUUUAAAAACUGAUUUCAAGUAAGUUUUUGGUGCCCAUUAAAAUGGUGGCUGUGGUUCACUACUUUCCUAGAUGGAUGAGACUCUUACUAUUAUAACUUAACGUGUUCCUUUGCCCCCUAGCUGAGGCCAUCCUUCCCCAGAGGGAUGGCAUUGGGAUCAAAAGAUAGGACUCUGGCUUCUGUGUAGUGUAAAUGUAAACACCUGUUUCAAGUAACUUUAAUGUUUCUGAUUGGUUUGUAUCUCAUAGCUCAGUAGCUGAUAAUAAAGUUAAAAAUUCUG